Messenger RNA from Chiloscyllium plagiosum (whitespotted bambooshark), 2427 nucleotides. The record is from RefSeq and is a predicted model, not a curated record. Lineage: Eukaryota; Metazoa; Chordata; Chondrichthyes; Orectolobiformes; Hemiscylliidae.
CAUUUGUCUGAGUGUUCAAUUCUAUAAUACAUUGUGAAAAUCUGAUGUUAAUGUUUUAGGAAUCUAACCUGUUGUCUUAGGAAUUAUAAUUUUUGAAUGCAAGUUAAAUGGCUAACAAAGCUAAGGCAAUUAGCAAUCAUAUGGUUGCAAUCUUGCCUUAAGAUAUUAGAGCUAGAAAGAAUAGGAUCAUAAACAACAAGGGACUUGCUCUUAGCUUUGCAAUUAUGCCAAAGUCUGGGAAUCAUUGUUCUGUAUUUGUUGAAGAUCUGUUGCUCAUGUGGUUACCCAAAAUCAUGGAAAACUUUGGAGUUAAAAGGUACUUAAACUACAUUUCGGCUUGGAAAUAGGCAUUGUGAAUUGGGCUGCUAUGACAAUGGUGAUUCAGGGUGCAGCCUUAAUUGGAAGGUUUUCAUUUUUAAUUUCUGUUUGCUGACAGAAGUGGGCAGUUUGACUUAGAUUUCACAAGGUAAAGCAUCUGGAAGAUAUGCUCUAGCUUGCAGCUAACAGAAGAAAUCUACAAUGGUUUUCCGCCUUGCGGAAGAAAGUGGUCAGUUUGAAUAUUGAGCUUGGAAACAAUAGGUGUGCAGAAGGAGACGAAACAGUCUGUAUGUCUAAAGCUGAGGCAAGGAGCUGAAAAGUUCCACUUCUCUUAAGGACCUGAUGAGUGUGAAGACUGGUUAGCCGAAAACUAACGGAAGGAUUGCAAUGUAAUUUCUACUUGGAGGAAUAGCUGGAAUACAAAGGAGAAUUAAGAAUGGCAGUGCUACUUCACAGCUCCAGGGAUCUGGGUUCAGUUCCAGCCUUGGGCAAGUUUGCACAAUCCAGGAUCCACACCAUGUUGUACUGGAAUAGAAUUAUGAGGAGCUGUUUCAUAGGCUUUCUAUGUCUUGUCCUGUGGAGACGGCAGCAUCUGCAUUCAACUCUUGCUCAAGGUCAUCUGCCACCUGAUUUUGAAGUCACUGAGGGCCAUCGACCAAACAUUCGUUUGGAUAAGAACCUUGUUCAAGAUAAAGAUCACAUUAUGGAACACUUAGAUGGUGUGAUAGACAAACCAGAAUCUGAGAUGACGCCACAAGAACUUCAACUUCAUUACUUCAAAAUGCACGAUUAUGAUGGAAAUAAUCUUCUUGAUGGACUGGAAUUAAUAUCAGCCAUCACACACGUACACAAAGAGGAAAGUGGUGGCCAAGGACAGCCCAUGAGUGAAGAAGAAAUUGUUAGUUUAAUUGAUGACGUUUUAAGAGAUGAUGACAAGAAUAAUGAUGGAUACAUUGAUUAUGCUGAGUUUGCUAAAUCACUAGAGUGAAAAGGACAAAUCAAGGAGUGAUAAUACCCAUUUUCUGAUAUCCAUAGCGGAAACUAUUAAAUAUAUUUUUAUUAUUGGUGAAGGUCAGUUAACUUUAUUUUCUUAACAACUGAGCCAAUCAUAGGUUAUCAGCCUCUUAAAAACACAGAAGGUUAGCUUUUGUGUAAUGACUGCAAACCUUUUAAACUUUCACUGGAUACCUGUGAAUAUUUUUGUGCAAUUUAUAAAUGAAACCUGUACAAGGGUAGCGUGUUACAUUGCUAUCCAAUGUUGUGAAUUUUUCAUUAGCAACAUACUAUAAGUAAAACUAACUCUGAAGUGUUGACAUUUCACUUUAGAUCAUCACAUUGAAUAAUUUGUAUUUAAAAUGUUAUUACAAAGUAACGUAAGUCAGAAUUUUAUUUAGCAGUAUAAGGCAAAUGGAUAAAUUAGAAAAUUAUAAUUCUUAUUCUAGUAAAUACUUUCAUGUUCAAUGUCUGUUGCUUCAAACCUGCAAAUCAAAUGUGGGUGGCCAAUACAUGCACUAGUUAUAUAGUAUUACUGUACAUAUGAAAAUUGAUAGGUAGUGCUUGUGAAAUAAACUAUAUACUUUUAGUUUCAGGAGCUCAGUUGUGUAAUGUAAUGUUGUAACUGCUCAUCUUUUUGUUACAAUUGACUUUUAGUUAAGACAUUGAACUGUUCAGUGGUCAGUUUUUGGUAUACCAUUUGGUAGUGUCGGACAUGGUUUUCCACCUAUCAUUCUGUGCUGAGCCGUCAGAAGCAAAAAGAGUACAUGCUACUGACUGAGAGGGUUUAAGCAUUUCUGUGGUAUUUGGGAUACAGCAUCAGUGUUCGUUUAAAAGCUAUAUGUUUACAAAAGCAUUAGUUUUGUCAUGUGUUGAUAAAAUGUAUUAAUUUUAAAAUGUUUGGCUUUUUGAAAAGAUUGAGUAUUACUAUUUUGAAAUCUGUUAAUGUUCUAUCUUCAGCAAUACAUCAUUUUUUAAUUGGUGGUUCUGGUGAAUGGAGCAGAGUUGCUAACUAUAAUUCCAACCUAAAGUGUUGUAUGUACUUGAAUGCACAAACACUUUGUGCAUUGUUAUUGGCAGUUUUAUUUAUUAUAAAGUAUAAACUCACAAAUAAAA